UUCAUUUUUUCGAGCAAGCGAACUAGUCAGAGAAGACAGAAAAGUUAAGUAAAGAAAGUGGCAGAAAAGUGAAGCAAAGCAACAGCCCGGGAGCGUGGCGGGGGGACCCGCGCGGGGACUCGGGUGGGCUGCAAAUGCUGGGGAGAUGCCACAGGAGCGCCUGCCUUCCCAGCUACUCCUUUCUCUCGCCGAGGGUCUCUCGGGUUCAGCGCUCCCGGCGUUUCGGCGACCUCCGGGUCCGCCCUGCCCCCUCCCAGCCCGGGAGCUGAGCCCGGCUCUGCGCCCAUCGCCCACCCCACGCUGACCCCCCCACUCUCCCUUCGCUGCUCGCUCCAAGAGCGCCUGUCCCGCCCCGUGGGGCGACUUCUCCCUUUCGGCCCUGGGGUUGAAGAUCCUGGGUGGGGCAGCUGCGCCUUCGGGACAGCCCCAGCCGCGGAGCUCCCAGACCAGGGCAGCGGGAGUCGGGUCAUACGCCCCCCGCAGCCGGGGCCGCCGCACCUGAACCCAGCUCCAGUCACGCCGCGGCGCCGGAAGCGCGGGCGGAACGCACAGGUCCAGGGAGAGCCGCCUGCGCCCGCGAGGGGGACCCAAGUCCCCAGGGUGGUGGCCGAGUCCCGCCUCCCGCCAGCGGGGGCGAGGACCUGCGACGCGCACCCCUGCCUGGCCCGGUCUCCUCAGCACCAGCCCCAUGCACACCCGACUUCCUCAGCUUCUCGCCCUCACCCUGCCAACUUCCCUGCGAGGAGGAACCUGCCGCCAGCCUGCUUCCUCGUCCGCAGGCCCUACGCUGAACGCUGCCGCUUCCAGGGUUCACCUUGUGCCGUCGGGAAAGCCCAUGAACUCUCCAGAAACGGCGUAAAGGAGGGUCCCGCCGCGGCGCACGGCUGGGGCGCCUGGGUUCCCCCUGGGUAGAGCAGCGGCAGCAGAGCGGGAAAGUGGUGGAGGAUGAUCUUGCGGCCAAAGGGGACCUCGGCGCAGUAAUGUCAACAUGAUGUUUCGCUCAGAUCGAAUGUGGAGCUGCCAUUGGAAAUGGAAGCCCAGUCCUCUCCUGUUCUUAUUUGCUUUAUAUAUCAUGUGUGUUCCUCACUCAGCAGUGUGGGGAUGUGCCAACUGCCGAGUGGUUUUGUCCAACCCUUCUGGGACUUUUACUUCUCCAUGCUACCCUAACGACUACCCGAACAGCCAGGCUUGCGUGUGGACGCUCCGAGCCCCCACCGGUUAUAUCAUUCAGAUAACAUUUAACGACUUUGACAUUGAAGAAGCUCCCAAUUGCAUUUAUGACUCAUUAUCCCUUGAUAAUGGAGAGAGCCAGACUAAAUUUUGUGGAGCAACUGCCAAAGGCCUAUCAUUUAACUCAAGUGCGAAUGAGAUGCAUGUGUCCUUUUCAAGUGACUUUAGCAUCCAGAAGAAAGGUUUCAAUGCCAGCUACAUCAGAGUUGCCGUGUCCUUAAGGAAUCAAAAGGUCAUUUUACCCCAGACAUCGGAUGCUUACCAGGUAUCUGUUGCAAAAAGCAUCUCCAUUCCAGAACUCAGUGCUUUCACACUCUGCUUUGAAGCAACCAAAGUUGGCCAUGAAGACAGUGAUUGGACAGCUUUCUCCUACUCAAAUGCAUCCUUCACACAAUUGCUCAGUUUUGGAAAGGCCAAGAGUGGCUACUUUCUAUCCAUUUCUGAUUCAAAAUGUUUGCUGAACAAUGCAUUACCUGUCAAGGAAAAAGAAGACAUUUUUGCAGAAAGCUUUGAGCAGCUCUGCCUUGUUUGGAAUAAUUCUUUGGGCUCUAUUGGUGUAAAUUUCAAAAGAAACUAUGAAACAGUUCCAUGUGAUUCUACCGUUAGUAAAGUUAUUCCUGGGAAUGGGAAAUUGUUGUUGGGCUCCAAUCAAAAUGAAAUUGUCUCUCUAAAAGGGGACAUUUAUAACUUUCGACUUUGGAAUUUUACCAUGAAUGCCAAAAUCCUCUCCAACCUCAGCUGUAAUGUGAAAGGGAAUGUAGUCGACUGGCAAAAUGACUUCUGGAAUAUCCCAAACCUAGCUCUGAAAGCUGAAAGCAACCUAAGCUGUGGUUCCUACCUGAUCCCGCUCCCGGCAGCAGAACUGGCCAGCUGUGCAGACCUGGGGACCCUCUGUCAAGCUACUGUAAACUCUCCUAGUACUACACCACCCACUGUCACCACUAACAUGCCUGUUACUAACAGAAUCGAUAAACAAAGGAAUGAUGGAAUUAUCUAUAGAAUAUCCGUAGUGAUUCAGAACAUCCUUCGUCACCCUGAGGUAAAAGUACAGAGCAAGGUGGCAGAAUGGCUCAAUUCAACCUUCCAAAAUUGGAACUACAUGGUUUAUGUCAUUAAUAUCAGUUUUCACCUGAGUGCUGGAGAGGACAAGAUUAAAGUCAAGAGAAGCCUUGAGAAUGAGCCAAGGUUGGUGCUUUGGGCCCUUCUAGUUUACAAUGCUACCAACAAUACUAAUUUAGAAGGAAAAAUCAUUCAGCAGAAGCUCCUAAAAAAUAAUGAGUCCUUGGAUGAAGGCUUGAGGCUACAUACAGUGAAUGUGAGACAACUGGGUCAUUGUCUUGCCGUGGAGGAACCCAAAGGCUACUACUGGCCAUCUAUCCCACCUUCUGAAUACGUUCUUCCUUGUCCAGACAAGCCUGGCUUUUCUGCUUCACGGAUGUGUUCUUACAAUGCUACCAACCCAUUGGUAACCUACUGGGGACCUGUUGAUAUCUCCAACUGUUUAAAAGAAGCAAAUGAAGUUGCUAACCAGAUUUUAAAUUUAACUGCUGAUGGGCAGAACUUAACCUCAGCCAAUAUUACCAACAUUGUGGAACAGGUCAAAAGAAUUGUGAAUAAAGAAGAAAACAUUGAUAUAACACUUGGCUCAACUCUAAUGAAUAUAUUUUCUAAUAUCUUAAGCAGUUCAGACAGUGACUUGCUUGAGUCUUCUUCUGAAGCUUUAAAAACAAUUGAUGAAUUGGCCUUCAAGAUAGACCUAAAUAGCACAUCACAUGUGAAUAUUACAACUCGGAACUUGGCUCUCGGCGUAUCAUCCCUGUUACCAGGGACAAAUGCAAUUUCAAAUUUUAGCAUUGGUCUUCCAAGCAAUAAUGAAUCAUAUUUCCAGAUGGAUUUUGAGAGUGGACAGGUGGAUCCACUGGCAUCUGUAAUUUUGCCUCCAAACUUACUUGAGAAUUUAAGUCAAGAAGAUUCUGUAUUAGUUAGAAGAGCACAGUUUACUUUCUUCAACAAAACUGGACUUUUCCAGGAUGUCGGACCCCAAAGAAAAACCUUAGUGAGUUAUGUAAUGGCGUGCAGUAUUGGAAACAUUACUAUCCAGAAUCUGAAGGAUCCUGUUCAAAUAAAAAUCAAACAUACAAGAACUCAGGAAGUGCAUCAUCCCAUCUGUGCCUUCUGGGAUCUGAACAAAAACAAAAGUUUUGGAGGAUGGAACACGUCAGGAUGUGUUGCACACAGAGAUUCAGAUGCAAGUGAGACAGUCUGCCUGUGUAACCACUUCACACACUUUGGAGUUCUGAUGGACCUUCCAAGAAGUGCCUCACAGUUAGAUGCAAGAAACACUAAAGUCCUCACUUUCAUCAGCUAUAUUGGGUGUGGAAUAUCUGCUAUUUUUUCAGCAGCAACUCUCCUGACAUAUGUUGCUUUUGAGAAAUUGCGAAGGGAUUAUCCCUCCAAAAUCUUGAUGAACCUGAGCACAGCCCUGCUGUUCCUGAAUCUCCUCUUCCUCCUAGAUGGCUGGAUCACCUCCUUCAAUGUGGAUGGACUUUGCAUUGCUGUUGCAGUCCUGUUGCAUUUCUUCCUUCUGGCAACCUUUACCUGGAUGGGGCUAGAAGCGAUUCACAUGUACAUUGCUCUAGUUAAAGUAUUUAACACUUACAUUCGCCGAUACAUUCUAAAAUUCUGCAUCAUUGGCUGGGGUUUGCCUGCCUUAGUGGUGUCAGUUGUUCUAGCGAGCAGAAACAACAAUGAAGUCUAUGGAAAAGAAAGUUAUGGGAAAGAAAAAGGUGAUGAAUUCUGUUGGAUUCAAGAUCCAGUCAUAUUUUAUGUGACCUGUGCUGGGUAUUUUGGAGUCAUGUUUUUUCUGAACAUUGCCAUGUUCAUUGUGGUAAUGGUGCAGAUCUGUGGGAGGAAUGGCAAGAGAAGCAACCGGACCCUGAGAGAAGAAGUGUUAAGGAACCUGCGCAGCGUGGUUAGCUUGACCUUCCUGUUGGGCAUGACAUGGGGUUUUGCGUUCUUUGCCUGGGGACCCUUAAAUAUCCCCUUCAUGUACCUCUUCUCCAUCUUCAAUUCAUUACAAGGCUUAUUUAUAUUCAUCUUCCACUGUGCUAUGAAGGAGAAUGUUCAGAAACAGUGGCGGCGGCAUCUCUGCUGUGGUAGAUUUCGGUUAGCAGAUAACUCAGAUUGGAGUAAGACAGCUACCAAUAUCAUCAAGAAAAGUUCUGAUAAUCUAGGAAAAUCUUUGUCUUCAAGCUCCAUUGGUUCCAACUCAACCUAUCUUACGUCCAAAUCUAAAUCCAGCUCUACCACCUAUUUCAAAAGGAAUAGCCACACAGACAAUGCUUCCAUGGACAAGUCCUUGUCAAAACUGGCCCAUGCUGAUGGAGAUCAAACAUCAAUCAUCCCUGUCCAUCAGGUCAUUGAUAAGGUCAAGGGUUAUUGCAAUGCUCAUUCAGACAACUUCUAUAAAAAUAUUAUCAUGUCAGACACCUUCAGCCACAGCACAAAGUUUUAAUGUCUUUAAGAAAAAGAAAUCAAUCUGCAGAAAUGUGAAGAUUUGCAAGCAGUGAAAACUGCAGCUAGUGAUGUAAAUGUGCUAUUACCUAGGUAACUGCAUAUAUAUAAGGAAUGUAUUUUGUUAAGAAGGCUUUUGUGAAAUUCAGAAUUUUUCUUUUUAAUAUAUUUCUUCCAUGGAAGAGUUGUCAUCACUAAAACUUCAGUACUGAGAGCAACAUGACUCAGUAGCCACAGAAGCUAUGAUUUUUAAAAUAUUUAAUUGAAUCAGAGUAAUCAUAAUGCAGGGGAGACAUUCAAAUUAGAGACAAGGGAGAAGCAAUGCUGAGGAAGACCCUAGAUAGAGCUCAUUUUACUCCACCUAAUCGUUACAUCUGGAUAUACCCAUUUUCUGCAUCUUCUUUCUCAACAAUAAAAAAUGUAACUAUUUUGAAUGCCCACAAAUCCCAUUCCAGUGUUACUUUCUGUGAAUGCAGUACCAUGUUCUCAUUUUCAAUGACAUUUCAACCACAGGCAGAAAAGACUGUUUACUCCUUGACCCAAAGAUUAAAAAGGAUUUUUUUUAUUAUUUUAAAUAUUACACCGUCAGAACCAUAACAUGGUUAAGAAAAUUUUCCCAAAAUGUUGACAUAGUUAAAUGAGGCUACAUAAAUUUCUAACAUUUUACUUAUUCUAUUCAAGGCAUAGGGCCAAAGCAUUAAGUAUAAUUUAAUCCCAUACAUUCCAGUCAAGUUUAGUGUUGAUGUUCCAUCAUUGUGGAACUCCCAGGAGUUGUUUAAGAAUGAAUCUCUUACACCUGUACUUUUGCCCCUCUGCUGUAUAUUAAGCCCAUAGGCUUGUGGGAGGAAGGAGAAUUUCCAUUAGGCAAGCUGUAUGCAGUGGAAUUUUCCUUUUAGGAGACACACAAUUGAGACUCUCUUGUUCUGUCCUUGCUUUGGAGACUGUAAGACAUUUCCUAACACACAAAUAAAAGCCUCGUAUUUCCCCAUUGAGAGUUUUGUUCCAAGGAAUAUGAAGUGAGACAUAUGGGUGAGUCAUAAUAAUCAAAAUAAUUUAUGAACAGCUGGGUCUGCAAUAGCUAGUCUAAAAACUACUUGUGUGUCAGUCGUCUGGUUAUAGUAUAUAAGAGCCUGAGGAGGUCUGGCAAGAUAGAUGGUGUAUUAUUUAUGGAUCAGGCUGCUGCAUACAAACCUUGCAUACUAUUAUGCAGCUUACUUAACUCUCAGACUAUUCUGAGUAAUGCUUGCUUGCUAAUAAAUGUAUAGGAGACCACAUUGUAAUUGUUCUUAGAUGAUGGAGUCCAUGUAGUUUCUUAGAAAUCGGUCUCAGUGCAUGCUGUGCUUUUUCACAUUUGCUCUGGGUUAUCUGGGAAGUAUCAGGUUCUGGGAGGCAACAGCAUUAAGUGAUAAGAAAAGGAGACAUUCUGGCAAAGCCAGUCUGCUUAAAGGCAAAGUCCAGAACCUGGAACCUAGAGGCUUUUCUCUCUGCACGAAAAACAGGUAGUUUGCAGUCUGAGACGUGGGAGAGCUUUUAGGCUACCCAGCAACCCAAGGGACCUCUCACCUUUUGCUGAGCUUCAAUCAGGAAGCUAUUUGCCUGGCUCCAGCAGAUGAUGAGAUAAUGAGGUAGUGGGUUUUUUAUUACUGUUCCAUUUUUACAACAUCCUGCAACACCAUCCUGGGAGACAAGAGCAUUACCCAGCUUGGCUUUCACAGGGGAGGGUUGUAUUCAGUAAAAAAGAAUAGUAAAUAUAAGGUCACUGAGAUUCUAAGUAAAAUAGUAAAUCUAAGGUCACUGAGCCAAAUCCUUUUCAAUAGGCAUAUAUUAACAGGCUGCUUAUUUUGGCAGAGAUUACGUAUGGAAGAAAAUGAAUCUUAGUCACUGAAUAUUCAUAUACAUUUCCCCCAAAACCUUAGACAUUCAUAGUAGAUUUUAAUUAGUUAGCUUUCUAACUAGUCAGAUUUCUGCCCAAAGUGCUUAGUCAAUAGUAAUUAAGAUAUAGCUUCAAUUUCUACUCAUAUUCAUAUGGCUCCAGGAAAAUAUUUUUUUCAUAUUUGACAAUGUCAGCUCCACUUUAGAAAUUUUCAAUAACCAGAUGAGAAAAAAAUUAAGAAAUUGCUCAAGAGAAACAUUUGUAAAUGGAUUUGAAAGAUGGAGCCAAAUUCUGUUGUCAGUUCUAAGCAUGCAGUUCUCACCUCCAUUUAGGCCCCCAUCAGAACAGAGGGUCAGGAGUUUAGCUGGGGAGCCUAAAUUUAGUUCAGCCUACCUUUGAGAAUAGCAUCAAUUCAGACUCUCUUUUCGUUAUGUUUUCUUUUCUUUUUCCCUCUUUUUAAACUACAUUGUGUUAGAGUCGUAGUCUAGGAUCCUGAGAUAUUUUCCAUUCUUGUCACCAUUCACUUGCAUUGUAAAGAUUUUCUUUGUCUAUUGUUGGCAUAGAUUCUUUUGUACAUAUUUAUUUAUUUGUGUUUAUACAUGUCAAUUGGUUUCCUAUCUUAGCUUGAUAUUGCCUAGCUUUGUUGUUUUAAUUAACUUUCUAUUAGAGAGACUGUAUAUAUUUUUUCUAAAUACUUUGUGAAAUCAUUUUUGGUAGCAGUAUCUUUGAAUAUGAUGAAUAAAAGUGACUGUGAGUGCAAAUAGAAUUAGCAGUAAGAAGCUACUCUAGCUAAUUUGCCAUUUUACUUAAAUGGAAAAUGUUUUUCAAAUAAAUACUUAUGUUGUUCGUGUUCCAAGUUAUUCAAUUCCUUUAUGAGUGAAUGUCUUUACUUCUGACUCCUAAAUAGGAAAAGAUUAUUUGACAGCUGGAAAAUAACCUGCCACCAAUUAAGCUAGUGACAUAGGGCUACUUUGCCAAAACACUCAGAAUGAGUAUGUUCCACAGAUCCAGUUCACUAAGGAUUAAUGCAUUUUGAAGUUCUUAGAAUUUGUUGGGAUGACUGAUGCAAAGCCAAGUUCUACAGCAGAUUUAAAGUAAUACAGGUUUCUUUUGGGGAAUGUCUUCAGUAUCCUCAAAAGGGAACUGAUUCAGUAACCUGUAGAAGAUAGGACCUGGGAUAUUUUUCUUACAUUUAUAGUUGCUGUUUUCAUUGUGAGAGGCUUAGCAAAUGAUACAUUUUAGCGAACUUCACUUACUUGAUGAGAACAGAACCUCCCCACUUCCUUUUACUGUGGAUAUUUAGGAUAACUUUUUUUCUGCAGUGAGCCAAAGCCCAAUUUUGCUUACUGCCCUACUCAGCAAAGUGUAUGCCCAGUGCAAAGUUGUGAGGUGGUUUGACGGUCACUGCUAAACCAGUCCUUCCAAGCCGAUGUUCACAACUCCUGGCCAAGCCAUGUUAAGAAAAUAGACAAGCAGUUGCUUAAGGCUCAUCUACAGUCAUUUACGUGCAGGUUACUUCAGAAAGCUGGAGGGGUGGAAUUGGGGAACAAAUGAAAAACACGUAUUUGAUUUGCAGGCUGACCUGUGUUGGUAAUAUCUUUGAAAUCUGGAGGAAUUGGUCUUUAUAAAUUCAGUGUUUUGGAAGCACUUCUCUGUUUCCAGCUGAAUAACAUUCCAUUUCUCUCAUAUAAAAACAUUAAAUAACUCUCUCCCUCCUCCCCACCAAAAUCCUUCUCCCCUUUCUUCCGUUCUCUCUCCCUUUUUCCUUCCCUCCUUCCAUCUUCAUUUCAAGGAAGAAUAAUUAGUGUUAACAGUUCUUUUUUUUGCUUCCCUAGAGAGAAAUAAGAAUACACGUGAAAUUUUCAAGUGUUUCAUUUAUAUUCUAUAUAGCCUGUUCCACAAAAGGAAAAAAGUAAGAAAAAAGGAUGUUUUGUUACCAUAGGCAGCUCCAACCUAAAUUGAGUAAUCUGAACUAUAUAGGAAAAAAAAAAAAAAAGAAAAAACAUGGGCAGACACAGUGGCUAACAACUGUAAUCCCAGCACUUUGGCCAAGGCAGGCGGAGGUCAGGAGUUUGAGACCAGCUUGGGCAACAUGGUGAAACCCCAUCUCUACUAAAAAUUCAAACACUAGCCAGGCAUGUUGGUGCAUGCCUGUAGUCCUAGCUACUCGGGAGGCUGAG
Molecule: messenger RNA, 8796 nt
Organism: Pongo pygmaeus (Bornean orangutan)
Lineage: Eukaryota; Metazoa; Chordata; Mammalia; Primates; Hominidae
Gene: ADGRG6
Product: adhesion G protein-coupled receptor G6
Exons: 25
Coding region: 989-4744 (1251 amino acids)
Biological process (GO): myelination in peripheral nervous system; heart trabecula formation; cell surface receptor signaling pathway
Cellular component (GO): plasma membrane
Molecular function (GO): G protein-coupled receptor activity; laminin binding
Source: RefSeq, a predicted model, not a curated record